This is a messenger RNA of Chironomus riparius, 489 nucleotides long. Lineage: Eukaryota; Metazoa; Arthropoda; Insecta; Diptera; Chironomidae. The record is from the annotation of a GenBank genome assembly.
AUGAAGUUUAAAGUUUCAUCAAUUUUUGUUCAAAUUUUAUUAAUUUUAAAAUUUUCUGAAGAAUACAACAGAAAAUUCUUAAAAAUUGAAAAUAGCACAACAUUGGGAAAGACCUCAAUUAUUGAAGAAUGUCAGUUUAAGGACACCCGAUUCAACUUUUCUUUGAGAAUAUUUAAUGGAUCUGACGUGUCCAAUUUCCAAGUGAACCUCUACAAAGUAGAAAAUAACGUCGCAAAACGCAUAGCAAGAACCCCAAAAUUCGAUGCCUGCCAAUUCUUAUCAAAAAGAAAUCGUCAAAAUCCCGUAAUUAAUGCAGUCUUGUCAGUUUUGAAGCAGUUCUAUGACGUAGCUAAAGGAUGUCCAUUUGUUGGCACAUUAGCACUCAAAAAUUUCUCAUUAAAUGACAAAAGCUAUACACAUGCUUUGGGAACGACUGGAAUUGAUGAAAUGCUGUUGAGUGUGUCUGUGCUGUUUCAGGUUGAUGAUUAA